CAGUUGCAGCCAUCAAAUUAUUCGGUUGAAAUUAAUAAUAAUCUUGUAGUGAUAGAGUGUCCUGGAAUAAGCAGAAGGAAUCGCUUAGUGCAAUCCUUUAAAAUAAUGAAAGCUGUGGCGCUCGGAAGUUAAUUUAUUCUUGUCAUCUCUAAUUUUUUGAAAUGUAGGACUAACCCGGUAUACUACGUGUAUCUUUAAAUGUAGUGUUAUCCCGAAAACUAAUAUUCCGUGGGUUUUACAUGUUUGUGCAAAUGUAAUGUGCAAAAAUCUGGAAGGAUUCAUGAAAAUGAUUUCCUACUCAAACUACUAGGAUUAUUUAACGAAUUCUCUGAUAACGUGGAAUAUUUAUAAAACAGACACACGGAUAUGAUUCCUGUUGCAUUUCUGCUCGUCAUAAUCGCAUUAUGUUUAGAAAAACUAGUAGCGGGCGAAUACCAGCAGAGUCUGGCAUUCACGGAUAUCCUCCCGGAAGAUUCAAAGCGUUAUGAUAAAAUGCGCCCUCCUAAGAAAGAUGGUCAGGCAACAACCGUCUUUUUUCACGUCACUGUCAUGGGUUUAGAUUCCAUUGACGAAACAUCUAUGACCUACGCAGCUGACAUUUUUUUUGCUCAAACGUGGAAGGAUCAUCGCUUGCGAUUGCCUGAAAAUAUGACGACAGAAUAUCGGCUGCUGGAAGUAGACUGGCUUAAGAAUAUGUGGCGACCUGAUUCCUUCUUCAAGAACGCUAAAUCUGUAACGUUCCAAACUAUGACUAUACCUAAUCAUUAUAUGUGGUUGUAUAAGGAUAAAACAAUCUUGUACAUGGUCAAGCUGACCCUCAAAUUAUCGUGCGCUAUGAAUUUUGCAAUUUAUCCACAUGACACGCAAGAAUGUAAAUUGCAAAUGGAAAGCUUGUCACACACAACUGAUGAUAUGAUUUUUCAAUGGGACCCCGACGUUCCUCUGGUUGUAGACGAGAACAUCGAAUUACCGCAACUUGCUUUAAUCGAGAAUAAAACUGCAGACUGCACCCAAGUUUACUCUACCGGCAACUUCACAUGCCUUGAAGUCAUAUUCAUCCUAAAAAGGCGUCUUGGUUACUACAUAUUCCACACCUACAUCCCAACUUGCAUGAUCGUAAUUAUGUCUUGGGUUUCAUUCUGGAUAAAACCUGAGGCUGCUCCCGCACGGGUCACUUUGGGAGUUACAUCCCUUCUGACACUGUCUACGCAACAUGCCAAGUCGCAAGCGGCUUUACCACCUGUAUCCUAUCUAAAAGCGGUGGACGCAUUCAUGUCUGUAUGCACAGUUUUCGUAUUUAUGGCCCUAAUGGAGUACUGCCUCGUAAAUAUAGUAUUAGGUGACACACAAGUUCCGAAGCCUGCAGCACCUCCACCACCACCAGAGCCGCCAAAGGAGGAAAAACCGGAGAAAACUGACAAAAUUGAAAAAAUAAUAUUCGACGAUUUCCCGACUACCAAUUCGAAGGCGCUAUUGGCUGAAAUCAACAAAUUUCAUAAGAAUAGCCGACGAAGUACGACAUCAGACAUAAAUCCCGAUGGCCCGUGGGUUCCCAGACGUGAAAGUACAAUUCUUCUAUCGCCACAUAUCGCUAAACCUCCACCUCCACCACCAACACCACCAAAACCACCAGAGCCACCGAAAUUAACUCCCGCCCAACAGAGACUUGCCAACGCCAUAAAUAUCGACCGCUUUUCCAGAGUUUUCUUUCCGUUUUUGUUUUCAAUUUUGAAUUUGACAUAUUGGAUCCUAUUUUGGGAGUACAUCUAAAGUAAUGGAAAGUUAAGAAAGAAAUUUUUUUGGUUCCUCGUUCUCCGUAGAUUUGUAGUCAUUGCGAAAGCCAAGGAUAUUAAGUCAGGAAUUAUUAUUAUAUUCGGGAUAUUUCCCUUUAAUUUUUACUCAGUCCUGAAGUGACACUUGGAAAAGAGGUUAAAUUGAAAAUUGGAUCGUAUCUUGGAAAGUUUAGAUAGUCUGUUAUGUAGCAAAAAAUAGAUUGGCUUUCAUAGUUAUUUUUUUUUCAGUUUAAAUAAAUAAAUUAAAAUGUGUAAAUUUUUUAAUAAACGACAGUUUGGUCGAUUUGAAGGUUCAAUAAAGAAAGUCUAAUAUGUGAAAGAUAUAAACCCAGGUAAGGGCGAAAACAAGGUCACAUUUAACUAGAGUUUGCGCCGGGAAAUGUCAGGGUGGUUUCAUGUAUUUUAAAAUGGUAGUGUUCCUUUGUUAAUUCUUAAGUAAUUUGGUAAGGGAAGUUGACCAGUUAUUCUAACGGAGAAUAUUUUCUAGGCGACUAGCCUAUAUUUGGAAUUAUCAUAUUUAGAGAUGUAUCGACUUAACUAAUACAGAUACGUAAAACAUAAUACAUAAUUGUGAAAGGAAACAUAAAUCUAAAAUUAUCCAUCAUUAUACCUACAAACGUACAUACGUACCAUGACAACUAAAAGCUUGGUAUCAUAUUUGCAUGUCUACAUUUUCCCAACUCUAUAAAUAUAAUAAAAUAAUAUUGAGAUUUUAUGAUUACUGAACAAGUAAUUGAACUAAGUCUUCUAAACCACAUCUUGUAAAACCUUAUUGUACGGUUUCAAAAGGAUAUGAAGCAUACAGAAAAUAAAAGAGAACAAUUAUCAAAGUUAUCUACUGCAAAGUCUAUAUUUUCUGUGACCAUAGCAUAUAUAUUGAUGUUGAAAAAUUAAAAUAUUUAAGAGCUUCUUGAUGGUGGCCGAAAUUUUCAAAAAGAUGGAAUAAUUCACUCCAAAGUCAUAAUGCAGAAAUACCAAUUUUAUGAAAAAACUAUUAAUGUAUCGUCAUACAUGUUAAUUAAAUGUACUUGAUGUAUCCUUCAAAAAAA
This is a messenger RNA of Hermetia illucens (black soldier fly), 2842 nucleotides long. It is a transcript of the gene ort, whose product is annotated as glycine receptor subunit alpha-4. The record is from RefSeq and is a predicted model, not a curated record. The transcript has 6 exons. Gene Ontology annotation, cellular component: neuron projection; membrane; synapse. Gene Ontology annotation, molecular function: transmembrane signaling receptor activity; neurotransmitter receptor activity; chloride channel activity. Bases 367 to 1770 code for a protein of 467 amino acids. Lineage: Eukaryota; Metazoa; Arthropoda; Insecta; Diptera; Stratiomyidae. Gene Ontology annotation, biological process: regulation of membrane potential; signal transduction; nervous system process.